This is a messenger RNA of Aureobasidium musti, 1278 nucleotides long. Lineage: Eukaryota; Fungi; Ascomycota; Dothideomycetes; Dothideales; Saccotheciaceae. The record is from the annotation of a GenBank genome assembly.
AUGGCACCUUUUGUUGUCGGAGAUUUUCUCGAGUACUCUGGCAUCAAUGUCAAUGGCAUGAUCGUCUGCUAUGCGAUCAACGCGCCCAACGUCCAGAUUCUCACACCUGAUGGCCCAACAUACAUUCGGGUCGAGGACGCGAUCAUUGGUGUUUUCGAUGGCGGUGCGAAUGUGGAGAACGCAGAUUCGAGAUUCAUUGGCUAUACCUCCAACCCUCAACCCAUCACUCUCUGGGCUCUAGACCUCGAUCCAUGUACUGGUGAGGAAUCGGAACGUCCGAUCGGCUCCGCACCUUAUAAAGCGGGCGACAACCGCAACAAAUGGAUCUGGCGGGCAGACACCAGAGUUAAUGGCAGGUACACGCGCGAGUAUGCUGUGAAAUCCAACGACGGGAUAGUCACAACCAAGAACAACAUCACUGCUGGUCGCUAUGUUCAACCAGUCACGGAGUGGAUCUUCCCGGAAUCCACUUUGCCGGGAAACGUUCCUCCAGUCAACGAUUUCUCUGCGCUGGAGCAUCUUGCCAAAGGUAUCGGAUACACUCCAGAUGGGGUACUCAUUGGCCAGCUCAAACCCUGGCCAGGUGCCAACGUACCUCAAGCGCCAGUCUGUCCACCAUUCACACCCGGAAGUGCACCACCAGCUAGUUCGGGCUCAGGCACGGGCUCCACUCCUCCCGCAUCUGGAUCUGUAACACCCCCAUCUGGGCCUGUCACACCCCUUCUUGCUUCAGCGGCUACCAUCGCCACAAGACCUGGUGUAGCUGUACCUCUGAAGGUCGACGUCACGAACUCAGCCAGUUUCGCAGCUGGCGAUCUCACAUUCUCCUGGUCUCAGACCAGCGGACCGGCUGUGACUCUGGCGUCCACCAACGGCCAGUCGACUUCUUUCACUGCUCCUGCUUCCACCACACUUUCGACGUAUGUCUUUACGGUUACUGUGAAAAGCACAUCUUCUGGUACCACGGCAACAGGUACCUUUACCGUCACAAGUGACCCAACCACGAAAGACACUGUCGUGAUCGAUGCUUACACUGCAACGACCUCAAACGGAGGUCAUCUAUCUGUAUCGGCCCAUACCAAUAUUGUGGGCUUCGAUGCCAAGCUGAGGGUCUAUCUUGCCGCAACAGCAACUGGCACGUCUUUCCCUAUGACAACCGUUGCUGGCAAGCCAGGAUAUUACUUUUAUGAUGCCCCUAAGGGAACCAAGAAAACGGCGGGUGUUACUGUAGUCAGUGAUGGGGGUGGUUCUGCCAGCAGAACAACAACGACCGCUUGA